Molecule: messenger RNA, 2967 nt
Organism: Cuscuta epithymum
Lineage: Eukaryota; Viridiplantae; Streptophyta; Magnoliopsida; Solanales; Convolvulaceae
Source: the annotation of a GenBank genome assembly
GUUCGGUCCGGUACCGGUUCUCAUUUUAUGAGAACCGGUCAUGGCAUUGUUUGGAACCGGUUCGGUCCGGUUCGGGACAGAAAAUUUUGAGAUCCGUUUCAAACCCCGUUUAUCGGUCCGGUACCAUACCGAUCCGGUUCGGUAUCAUGCCGGUUCGGUAUUUUUGCCCACCCCAGUCAAGUCUGAUCCUUGACAAAAAUCAGCCAGUUCUCCUGCACAACUUUUUAACUUCCUCUUGGGCAGCAUAUCCGCCAGUUCUCUUCUCCCUUGACGCACACUUCCUCUUCCGCAUCUCAACGAGAAUGGGAAAGUCUCCCGUUGCUUCCAAGGUCGCUGAAGCCUCUAUGAAUUCCAAAGGUUCAUCAUCUCUACAAGCUUUCGACGUCAGAUUCUCCAGACCAUCUUCCAUGAAGGACAAAGACAUGAAGAAAAUCAAAUCGGUCUAUGGCUUCCCGGAAUCCUCCUGCUGGUUGGGUUGGAUUCAUGGCUUCAAAAUAGGUACUUGUUUCCCUCUUUCUCCUUUAAUUAGGGGAUUCCUCGAACUUGUUAAGAUGUCUCCAACUCAAAUAAUGCCGGCCUCAAUCAUAGAGGAUGCUCCGAGCCCUUGGAGUUCUGCCCGUGAAAUUCUCUCUUAAAUUUGCGGCGGAUGACUUGGAUUUUACCUACAACUUGCGUCAUUCGGGGACUUGUUCUAGUUGUGAAAGAGAAGCGAGAGGUUAUGAUUCAUGGUGCCGACAAUGUAAACGAUCAUGGUAGGGUGAGCAAAUAUUUUUUUUGUUGAAAAAGCUUCCUUGGGUUCAAGUGGCGAUUUGUCAGAGGAGCGACUCAAAGACUAUGGUGAGUGUCGUAAUCCUCUUUUUGUAUUUUUAAUAUUUAUUACUGUUUAUUACUACGUAUUUUUUCUUUCUUUUCUUAUAUAUCUCCACGUCCAUAAUUCCAUAUAUUGUUUGGCCUUUUAUAUUUGUACUACGUGAGUUCAAUGAUGUUUUCGAUGUAUAUAUCUUGUGUUCGUCGUGUUUGCGUAUUGUUAGGUUCACAAAGACUUUAACCAUCCCAUUUCAACCCGACGCAGAGAAACAAACCGCUGAGAGCCUGAGAUCAUAACUUUGGACGCUUCGUGCAGGUCAUAUGGUGUCUUAGGCCUAAAACCCCAAGGUAACAAUACGGGUCUGUUUGCAAUCAAUUAAAAAAAGUCCUUUUAACUUUGUUUUAAAGAAAAAAACACCUAUUUUACCAAACACUACCAACUUUUUCUUUCUCGGCUUCCGUGAAGAAUCCACUUUUUACUUUUUCUAUUACACAAAAAGCACUUAUUUUACCAAACACUACCAACUUUUACUACUAAUCACUUUUUUCCCAAAAGUACUUUUAUUUAAGCACAAGUGGUUGCAAACAAAGCCUACGUCCUCUCUAUGUGAUUCUAAAAACCUUUUUGUGGUCGACUUGAUAGUCGAAUUGAGGAGAUCUUCAAAGCGUGAAUGUCACCAUACUAAUCAAGGCAAAGAAAUUUCGAUCAUGUUAGUAGUAGACUCCGACGAGGAAGAUGAAAGUAGCAGGAAUGACUGUGAAGAGGGUAAAGAUACUUGCUCCAAAAAUAACUCUUCAAAGAUCGAAGUGGAAAUCCCUGCGCGCCGGCUGUAAUGAGGAUAAGUUGAUGCAAAUUGACCUAUCAAAAGUUGUUUUUUCCUCCGUGGAUGGCCGCCGUGCUCCUUUCGCUGGAGAGCUUUUAGCUCGUGCCACAUCCCAGAAGAGGAAAUUGUCAGUCCUUCGUGACGCUGCCAGAUCCAACAAGUUGUCGAUUGCUUUUCGUAUGAUCGUGCCCCCAAUUUUGAGUUUGAGUAUUAUUGGAACAGGAUGGUGACUACUUUCAAUUAUUCUGAUAAUCCAUGGUUGAAGAAACUUUAUGGAAUUAGGGAGAAAUGGUGUCCAACAUUUUCAUAAGAGUACUUUUCUGCUGGCAAUUUAUCCUCACAAAGAAGCGAGUCAACGAAUAAUUCUCUGUCUAGAAAGUUGAAUGCAACGUCCUCUCUUUGUGAUUUCUAUCAUUUCUUUUGUGAAGCUGUUAGUGAAUGGCGGAGUCAUGAGAGAUCAGUUCAAGAACGUUGUUAGGAUGGCUUCCCCGAGAUAGCAAUCUCACAUCUUGGUAUAUUACAUGCAGCUUCUCGAAUUUACACGAUUAAUGCUUACAAGCUGUUUGAGAAGGAGUUUGUUCAUGCUAUGUCUUUGAAACAUGAGGUUAGACAUUGUGUUGAUUCUGUUAUUGGAUAUUUAGUAUGGAUGGCUCAUAUUGAUCAGUUUUCACAUUGGGUUUCAUAUCACACGUCAUGUAAGAGAUUUCAAGAAGUUGGUAUUUUGUGCUGCCAUAGUCUUCGUAUAUAUCAUAUCCACUACAUUGAAGUUCUUCUUGAUUGUUAUGUUUUAAAACGUUGGACUCGAAUAGCAAAGUCAGUUGAACAAAGUUAGUCAUUUAUGAUAUCCAACAUUUCUAAUGUUUUGCCUUCUGUUUGAAGAAUGCAAAUGCAAAGGAAACUUCACAAACUUUUGUGUUCUAGUGAUUCUAAUGCGUCAGCGAGGCUGCUUCGUGAAGAAUCGUUCAAAAAGUUGAAACAUGAUGUUGAAGAACAAGUUGGCAGUGCAUGUUUACUUCUCAGACAGUGAUUCAGCUUCAAUUAGAGUUGGUACAAUUUCUAAUCCCAAAGGUUCGAGGAAAAAAGGUGAAAGAAAUGUUCGACGCAAAAGUAUUGUUGAGAUUAAAUCAAAUCAAGCGCGAGGAAGGAAAAAGUCAACUACAGCAAGUACAUCAAUUAUUGACCCUUGAAAAUUGUAAACACUCUUAAGAGCUUUAUAUUUGGUUAAAUACUUGUUAUAUUAUUCAAAGAAGUACAUGUUGUUUGAUCUUUUAUCUUUAAUUUUAUCAUCAUUUUAGUUUCUGUUAUGUGCAUUUUUAGACUUUACAUGUGUUUCUCU